Molecule: messenger RNA, 1638 nt
Organism: Recurvomyces mirabilis
Lineage: Eukaryota; Fungi; Ascomycota; Dothideomycetes; Mycosphaerellales; Teratosphaeriaceae
Gene: sap61
Product: Pre-mRNA-splicing factor sap61
Exons: 2
Coding region: 1-1638 (545 amino acids)
Biological process (GO): mRNA splicing, via spliceosome
Cellular component (GO): nucleus; spliceosomal complex
Molecular function (GO): RNA binding; zinc ion binding
Source: RefSeq, a predicted model, not a curated record
AUGCUGCUCGAAGAUCUACGCCUCGCUCACGAGUCCAUCGAACGCCUCGAAGCCGGUAUCAGCGAUCGCAUCCUCGAUGAUCCCAAACAACUCCGUGCGCGACUCGCCCGCGAUCACGAGAUCAGUGCCUUCCUAAACCAGAUUCAAUCGCAGUCAACCCGUGCACUUCACAUAUACAGCCACGAGCAAGAAGCACGGACAGCCGAGGUGCAAGCCAUAAGCACCGGCGAUGUGUUUGAGGAAUUCUACAAGCAAUUGAACGACAUCAAGGAAUACCAAAAAAGAUACCCGAAUGCGCCAGUGGAAAAUCUCGAGCGGGCGUACAAGAAGGCGGAAAAUGGUGGGCCGGGCUUCGCAGGUGACAUCGAUGGCAUGUUCACUGGCGAGGAAGCUUUCGGGCGCUUCUUUGACUUGACCAUGCUGCAUGAGGAGUAUCUGAACUUGCCUGGAAUAAGAGGAGCGAGGAAGUUGACAUAUCUCCAAUAUCUCGACACGUUCGACCACUUCGCACCACCACAAUGCACCAUCAGCCGGCAGGACAAAAUGACAGACGAGUUCUUCAGCUAUGUGGGCAGUCUGGCGCAGUACCUUGAGAGCUUCAUACGACGUAUCAAGCCGCUGGAAGAUCUUGGUAAGCUGUUUGGAGGCUUUGACGAAGAGUUCGACCAAUCGUGGGAGAAGGAUGAAGUAGCGGGCUGGGAAGCACAGAAAGCACACACGAACGGUACAGCCGCGAACGGGCCGAAGACCGAAGGUACAGGUGAGGGUAUAUGGUGUGCGGACUGCGAGAAGGAGUUCAAAAACGAUAAUGUAUACAAAGCACAUCUGACCGGCAAGAAGCACGUCAAGAAUGCAGAGGCACUGAGUAAUGGUGGCGACGCAAAGAAGACGAAUGGCGCGGCAGCAGUCGUGCCAGCACACGGCGAGCGCCUAAAGGAACGUGCAGUUGCCGAACGCGAACAUCGCAUCCGCAAGCUAGCCUCCUCCAUGACGACCGAACGAGAAGACACCCGUGUGAACGUCGAGCGCAAAGCCGGCAUGACCGACCGUGAACGCCAACAAGAGCUCGCGGCUCUCUACGCCGAAGACGAAAUCAUGACCAACGCCCCCAACGGCCGCACAGGCGAAGAUGGCGAAGAAGGUGACGACGAAGAGAAGAUCUACAAUCCGCUUAAGCUGCCGCUAGCAUGGGACGGCAAACCAAUCCCCUUCUGGCUCUACAAACUCCAUGGUCUAGGCGUAGAGUUCAGUUGCGAGAUUUGCGGAAACUACGUGUACAUGGGCCGACGCGCCUUCGACAAACAUUUCUCCGAGGCGAGGCAUGUUUACGGUCUGAAAUGUCUUGGUAUUGGCGCUCAAACUGGUCUGUUCGCGCAGAUCACAGGGAUAGAAGAGGCGCAACGACUUUGGGAGAAGGUGCAGAGGGACAAGAAGGAGGGAGGUGGAGUUGGUGGGAAGAAAGGGGGUGGUGAGGCUGUGGAGGAGAUGGAGGAUAGUCAGGGCAAUGUGAUGCCUAAGAAGGUUUAUGAGGAUCUGAGGAAGGCUGGGUUGUUUGCUACGAGCAUAAAUGCAGCCGAAUGGAAGCCAGGGAAGGACAAGAUGAUCAUGGCUUGGCAUCGAGCCGGCGUUCGCGAUUAG